CUUAACACGGUAUCUUCAAGCUGUAUGCAAGAACGACUAUUUGUACUCCUAAAUAUCUACAUAAAUCAAACGAAGUUACGAUUCCAAAAAAGAACAAUAUGCUUACCAAAAACAAAUCACUGCCAUCUUAAACAAGAAGUUCGAAAACUGAAUGUGCCAGGUGAAGACCAUACUCACGUCACUUCGUCUUUGAGCAAAUUUUAUACGAUGUACGAAAAAACUGAAAAUUAUGAGUCUCAAAAAACACAGAGUAAAUUUCCAGUUCCAAGUCAUGCUCAUGUUUUUCUGUCAUCAAAAUAUUUUGGACUCACAAGUGGUGACGAUGGUAAUGCUAAAGAUGUCGGAAAUUCUCCUGUUGUUGAAAUUACAAAACAAGGACUCACAAGUGGUGACGAUGGUAAUGCUAAAGAUGUCGGAAAUUCUCCUGUUGUUGAAAUUACAAAACAAGGACUCACAAGUGGUGACGAUGGUAAUGCUAAAGAUGUCGGAAAUUCUCCUGUUGUUGAAAUUACAAAACAAGGACUCACAAGUGGUGACGAUGGUAAUGCUAAAGAUGUCGGAAAUUCUCCUGUUGUUGAAAUUACAAAACAAGGACUCACAAGUGGUGACGAUGGUAAUGCUAAAGAUGUCGGAAAUUCUCCUGUUGUUGAAAUUACAAAACAAGGACUCACAAGUGGUGACGAUGGUAAUGCUAAAGAUGUCGGAAAUUCUCCUGUUGUUGAAAUUACAAAACAAGAAUCAAAGUUGCAAGAGUGGAAAUACAAUGAUGAAUCAAAGAAGCAUAAAAAAAUGUUUUCAAAUCUGCUUAAACGUUCACGCGAUGACAGUGUCGAGGUUAAACAAGUGAGCGAUGUACGUGUAAUUUUUUCGGACGAUUUUUGCAUCGGUAAAGGAAGUAACGAGACCCGUGUUUUUCUUGGACUGAGAAAAGAUGGUUACGGCAAAGCAGUGAAACGAAUACGUCGAGACAACUGCAUGAAGCUUGCACAGAAAGAAAAAGAAAUUUUAAAUCAAUUCAACGCAAAGAGAUCAAAAUAUGUUGUGAAUUAUUCCUUCUUAGAAGAAGAUACUGGAACGGAGUAUGUCUAUUUAAUAUUAGACUUAUGUGAAGAAUCGUUGGAGAGUUAUGUGAAAUCUUCUACUUUGGUAGAACUUCAAAACGCUCUUCCCGAAAUUCUCAGACAAAUUUUGCAAGGAUUAGCUGAUCUUCAUAGUGGCGAAAAUCCUAUUAUUCAUCGGGACUUAAAGCCUACCAAUGUUCUCCGAGACUCACAAGACAACUUUCUGAUAGCUGACUUUGGCAUUAGUCAAAUAUUGAAUAAUGAUUGUACGACAUAUGAAAGCAGUCCUAACACAGGAACGGAGUAUUGGAUUGCUCCUGAAUCAUAUUGUGAAAAGGAAGAUUUUGUUGAUAAAGGACGGUACAAGAAAGAGUCUGAUAUAUAUAAUGCAGGAAUGGUAACUUAUUAUAUUGCAACAAAAGGAAAACACCCUUUUGGAACGAAACGGCUUAGAUUGGACAAUAUGUUAAAAGGAAACCCUGUUGGUUUGGAGGAAAUCGAGGAUGAAACACUAAAGGACCUUCUGUCGUGGAUGUUAAAUCUAAAACCUGAAAACAGACCAUCGGCUACCGUGGCGUUAAAACACCCAUUUCUUAUGUCGGAUGACGAGAAAUUUGACUUAUUAUGUAAAGUUGGAAAUCUUCAGCAGAUUAAGACAAAUGAUCCCCUGUGUAGUGUCGUUCAACAAUUGAAUAGUGAAUCCUCAGAUUGGAAAAGUAAAAUAGACAGUGAUGUUUAUGAUUAUUUUAGAACAGACGUGGUGACUGGAAAGAUUUUUACAUAUGACUCUUCAUGGACAGAAUGUUUAAGACUUAUUCGAAAUAUUAACCAACAUUGGAACGAUCGACCACGGCCAAAGCCUCAACCAGAACCAUUUUAUAAGAUUGGCGAUCACAAGGCGUAUAUUCUCAAAAAAUUCCCUAAUCUCCCUAUUCGAGUGCAUGCUUCUGUGAGGUGCAAUGUAGAAGUGAAAAACAAUCCAGAUCUCAAGAACUUUUUCAAUUUCAGUGAAAAGAAACCACAUCAAAAAUAAACAGUUUUUAAACAGUAAAAACAGUUUGUGAAAAGGCAAGUGAACAGGAAAGAUACCGUGUCAAAUAGAAUUUACUCAGAUUGGAAAAGACAAAUAAAUUUUUUACGUAUAUGAUUAUUUU
Messenger RNA from Xenia sp. Carnegie-2017, 2215 nucleotides. Its product is annotated as serine/threonine-protein kinase/endoribonuclease IRE1-like. NCBI's taxonomy places the organism in Eukaryota, Metazoa, Cnidaria, Anthozoa, Malacalcyonacea, Xeniidae. Gene Ontology annotation, molecular function: ATP binding; RNA endonuclease activity; protein serine/threonine kinase activity. The transcript has 12 exons. Gene Ontology annotation, biological process: mRNA processing; protein phosphorylation; intrinsic apoptotic signaling pathway in response to endoplasmic reticulum stress. Gene Ontology annotation, cellular component: IRE1-TRAF2-ASK1 complex. The coding region runs from base 25 to 2094 and encodes 689 amino acids. The record is from RefSeq and is a predicted model, not a curated record.